Molecule: messenger RNA, 1464 nt
Organism: Penicillium maclennaniae
Lineage: Eukaryota; Fungi; Ascomycota; Eurotiomycetes; Eurotiales; Aspergillaceae
Product: U2 snRNP complex subunit CUS1
Exons: 4
Biological process (GO): mRNA splicing, via spliceosome
Cellular component (GO): catalytic step 2 spliceosome; nucleus; precatalytic spliceosome
Source: RefSeq, a predicted model, not a curated record
AUGAAACUGAGCAAAAAUCAGCUCAGACGAGCGAAGAAGAAGGCCCAGAAGACGGAUGCUACUCAUGCCCCACCUCAGAAGAUCGAAGCAACGCCGUCUGAACAACGUCAGCUUAGCUCUGAUUCGAAGGAUGUCCCAGCUGCCGCCACGGUCGCCUCCCCCCCCGAGCUCGACGAUCCGCUCUGGGAGAUGUACAAGGGCAUCGUCGGCAAAUUUGACGAGACCGGCGAGGAUGCUGCCGCACAAGGAACUGAAAAGCCUGAGAUAUACUUCGAUGACGAAGAUGAAAUCCCAGACGAGGAUCAAGAGAGUGAACCGAAGAUUUCGAAAAAGAAGCGAAAGGAACUGAACAAGCUAUCGGUUGCUGAAUUGAAGGCGAUGGUUCGCAAACCCGAGAUCGUGGAAUGGACAGAUACAUCAGCAUCAGAUCCUCGGCUCCUGAUCCACAUCAAGGCACAUCGUAAUGUGGUUCCCGUUCCUUCGCAUUGGUCUCUCAAACGUGAAUACCUUUCGUCCAAACGAGGGGUUGAAAAAGCACCCUUCGCCCUCCCCAAGUUCAUACAGGAAACGGGGAUUGCAGAGAUGCGUGAUGCUGCCUUAGACAAGCAAGAACAGUCCAGCCUGAAACAAAAGCAACGGGAGAGGGUCCAGCCGAAGAUGGGACGCCUUGACAUCGACUAUCAGAAACUCUACGAGGCCUUCUUCCGCUUCCAAACUAAACCCGAGCUGACUCGCUACGGCGAGAUCUACUAUGAGGGGAAAGAAUACGAGACCAACCUGAAACAUCUCCGGCCGGGUGACCUGAGCGAUGAACUAAAGGAGGCUCUCAAUAUGCCACCGGUCGAUGAGCAUAACCGACCGUUAUACGGAGGUGAUAUUUUUGGAGUCUUGCAACCGCAGCAAAAUGUUCAACAAGGAGAACCAGUUGAGAAAGAUCUCUGGGGAGAAUUGCAGGCAUCUGAAGAGUCGGAAGAAGAGAGCGAGGAGGAGGAUGAGGAAGAAGACGAGAACGCGGAUGAAGAGGACGAUGAAACAGGUACACAGUCUCCAAGUGGUUUAGAAACACCCAGCGGCGUAGCUUCUGCUAUUCCAUCUGAACCAAGACGGAGGAAUCCGCUCACCCUCGAAGUGCUUACCAAGUCAUCCCGGAGAGACAGACGAGCGUCCAAGGAUUUUUCGGUGGCGACCGAGCAUAUGAUCUGGGCUCCUCUUCACGCACUAAUCCCCCCCGUCCUCGGCGUCGAUGACCAAACCCGAAAGCGCAAGAAGCCCGGCGAUGUGGAUGUAUCGGUCGACCUGGAUGCGAUUCAAGCUGGAGAUGGUCUCAGCAAGGACAGCCUUCAAAACAUGUACGAGGCACAGAGACAGCAACAGAAUCAACCGCAAUGGGGAUUCCAGGAAGACCUCAGUGACAUGAUUGCACAGGAGAGCCGUAAGAGGUUGCGCAAGGAAGAAGAGCGGCGC